Messenger RNA from Perognathus longimembris pacificus (Pacific pocket mouse), 1628 nucleotides. RefSeq names its product dnaJ homolog subfamily A member 1-like. Gene Ontology annotation, molecular function: Hsp70 protein binding; ATP binding. Lineage: Eukaryota; Metazoa; Chordata; Mammalia; Rodentia; Heteromyidae. Gene Ontology annotation, cellular component: cytosol; cytoplasm. The record is from RefSeq and is a predicted model, not a curated record. Gene Ontology annotation, biological process: protein refolding; response to heat.
CAACUCACCAGCUAGAAAAUGGUGAAAGAAACCACUUACUAUGAUGUUCUGGGAGUCAAACCCAAUGCCGCCCAGGAAGAAUUGAAAAAGGCUUACAGGAAACUAGCCUUGAAGUACCACCCUGAUAAGAAUCCAAAUGAAGGAGAAAAGUUUAAACAGAUUUCUCAAGCUUACGAGGUUCUCUCUGAUGCCAAGAAAAGAGAAUUAUAUGACAAAGGAGGAGAACAGGCAAUUAAGGAGGGUGGAGCAGGUGGCGGUUUUGGCUCCCCCAUGGGCAUCUUUGAUAUGUUUUUUGGAGGAGGAGGAAGGAUGCAGAGAGAAAGGCGAGGUAAAAAUGUUGUGCAUCAGCUCUCAGUUACCUUAGAAGAUUUAUAUAAUAUUGCAACAAGAAAACUGGCUCUGCAAAAGAAUGUGAUUUGUGACAAAUGUGAAGGCCAUGGUGGUAAAAAAGGGGCCGUGGAGUGCUGUCCCAACUGCCGAGAUACUGGGAUGCAAAUACGAAUUCAUCAGAUAGGACCAGGAAUGGUUCAGCAAAUUCAGUCUGUGUGCAUGGAGUGCCAGGGCCAUGGAGAAAGGAUUAGUCCUAAAGAUAGAUGUAAAAGCUGCAAUGGAAGGAAAAUAGUUGGAGAGAAGAAGAUUCUGAAAGUUCAUAUUGACAAAGGCAUGAAAGAUGGCCAGAAGAUAACAUUCCAUGGUGAAGGAGACCAAGAACCAGGAUUGGAGCCUGGAGAUAUCAUCAUUGUAUUAGACCAGAAGGACCAUGCUGUUUUUACAGGACAAGGAGAAGACCUUUUCAUGUGUAUGGACAUACAACUGGUUGAAGCACUGUGUGGCUUCCAAAAGCCAAUCUCCACUCUUGACAACCGAACCAUAGUCAUCACUUCUCAUCCAGCAGUAAUCAAGCAUGGAGAUAUCAAAUGUGUUCUAAAUGAAAGCAUGCCAAUUUAUCGACGACCAUAUGAAAAGGGCCGCCUAAUCAUUGAGUUUAAGGUAAACUUUCCUGAAAAUGGCUUCCUCUCUCCUGAUAAACUCUUUUUGCUGGAAAAACUCCUUCCUGAGAGGAAGGAAGUAGAAGAGACUGAUGAAAUGGAUCAGGUAGAACUUGUGGAUUUUGAUCCAAAUCAGGAAAGACGACGCCAUUAUAAUGGAGAAGCUUAUGAGGAUGAUGAACAUCACCCUAGAGGUGGUGUUCAGUGUCAAACCUCAUAAUGGAGCCAGUGAAUAGCACCCACUACUGGCAUUUUAAAUGCAGUAGUGACGGAGUGAAGGACUGUAAUCAUAAAUAAGUUCACUACUUGCUAUUGUUUUUUGUUGUAAUAUUCAACUAUAGUAGUGUUUUAAAAAGUUAAAUGAAGAAUAAACACAAAUAUAAAAGCUCUGACUUUGCUCUGUAUGUAUGAUGACUUGUGUGCAAGAUGAAGUUUUAAUACUUGUAAAAACUUUCAAAAUAGUUCCUCUAGCAUCUGUUAAACCACAUAUUGUAAUUGAUUCAGCUGUGUACAUGGACAAGCUUAAACUGAAAUGCUAGGUAUAUGUGUUGACUUUGGUGUAUGGCCUUUUAUCAUUAAUUUGUGGGGCUAAACCUUUGUAUUUGGCUAGUAAUCUGAAAAAGUUAAUAUGUAGAGAAA